AUGAAGCUCUCCCUCCUCCCCAUCCUCACCUUCCUCGCACUCGCCUCCGCCGCCACCCAACCCCAGCGCCAAGUCAUCGUCUCAUACCCCGAUAACACGCCCUACAGCGUCCUCGAAGCGGCUAUGGAUGAGAUCCGCGCGGCGGGAGGCAUGAUAACGCACGAGUAUAAGAUUUUCAAAGGAUUCGCAGCGAAAGCCUCCGUCAAAGCCCUCGAGACCGUCCAAGCCAUGGGCACCGAAUACGUCGCUCUGAUCGAGGAAGACGCCAUCAUCUCCGUGAACAGCGGUAAUGCGCAGUAG
This is a messenger RNA of Pseudogymnoascus verrucosus, 300 nucleotides long. RefSeq lists its product as uncharacterized. Gene Ontology annotation, biological process: vacuole fusion, non-autophagic. The coding region runs from base 1 to 300 and encodes 99 amino acids. The transcript is spliced from 2 exons. Gene Ontology annotation, molecular function: endopeptidase inhibitor activity. Lineage: Eukaryota; Fungi; Ascomycota; Leotiomycetes; Thelebolales; Thelebolaceae. The record is from RefSeq and is a predicted model, not a curated record.